This is a messenger RNA of Solea senegalensis (Senegalese sole), 2242 nucleotides long. RefSeq names its product NIF3 NGG1 interacting factor 3-like 1 (S. cerevisiae) (gene nif3l1). Gene Ontology annotation, cellular component: cytoplasm; mitochondrion. NCBI's taxonomy places the organism in Eukaryota, Metazoa, Chordata, Actinopteri, Pleuronectiformes, Soleidae. The coding region runs from base 33 to 1340 and encodes 435 amino acids. The transcript has 7 exons. The record is from RefSeq and is a predicted model, not a curated record.
CGGAAACCGGAACUGGAAGCGACAGUGUCUGAAUGUCUCCACUGGUGUUGAUGGGAUGUAGAAAAGGCACGUGGACAUUUGUAUCGCUCAUCCACAGAAGACUUUGUGCCGGAAGGAGCUUGAUCUGUCCCUCUGCUCUAUUCUCUUCUGCCUCUACAGUCUCACCCAGCCUGUCAUUUCCUCCUGCACACUCCCAGAGUCUCUUGACAAACCGCCAAAUCCCAGUUUCCCUGCAUCCACCUGCUCAUCUCUCCUCCACUCGCUCCCUCUGGCACCCCACUCCCUGUUGCAGCCUGAUGGAGCUAAAGGAGGUUCUGCAGGUGCUGGAGCAGCUCGCUCCUCUGGCACUCGCCGAGUCUUGGGACAACGUGGGCCUGUUGGUGGAGCCCAGCAAAUCCCGGCCUAUUAAAAACAUCCUGCUUACCAACGACCUCACAGACGUUGUCAUGGAGGAGGCAGAGGCCAUGAGCUGUGACCUCAUCAUCUCCUAUCACCCUCCGUUGUUUCGGCCAAUCAAGCGUCUUGUUCAGGGCGAUUGGAAGCAGCGGUUGGCCGUGCGGGCAGUGGAGGCGGGGAUGGCGAUCUUUUCCCCUCACACCUCAUGGGACAGUGUUAAAGGAGGCGUGAACGACUGGCUGGUGGGGGGGCUUGGUAGAGGCCAGGUGUCUGUGCUGAGUCAGGCCCUCUGCGGUGCUUCCCACUGUCACAAGCUGGAAUUCACAGUCAGGAACACAGAGGAACUGAACUCUGUGAUGGAGGAACUGAAGGCUUGUGCUGGUGGAGCGUCGCUGCAGUAUUCCACCAGCAGAGCAGACAACGGUGGGAUCCAUGUUGGUGUCACCUGCAGUGACUCAGUGCUGCCCCUCAGUGUUCACACUUUGCUACCGCACACUGCAGCCAGUCAGUCCCUGAACAUCCUAAAAUUGGAGAAGCCUCCUCUCCCAGGACAUGGUCAAGGGCGACUCAGUGUUUUGGACCAGCCUGUAACUGUGGCAACAGCCAUCCAGAAAAUAAAGUCUCACCUGGGUCUGAAUCACCUGCGUUUGGCCAUAGGAUGGGGGAAGACACUAGAGUCUUCUGUGUGUACUGUGGCUGUGUGCGCCGGAUCAGGAGCAUCAGUACUGAAUGGAGUCAAAGCAGACCUCUACAUCACAGGUGAGAUGUCCCACCACGAGGUCCUGGACGCUGCUGCGAAGGGAACCAGCGUCAUCCUCAGCGAUCACAGCAACAGUGAGCGAGGUUUUUUGACGGUGUUCAGGGAGAGACUGGCCGUGCGUCUUCCUGACACGGUCACAGUGGCCGUGUCCAAGGCUGACAAGGACCCCCUGGAGGUUGUCUGACCACUUGUUUGUGUUUUGUUCAGAGUCACUUGUGUGCGCUUGGACUUAAUGUUUGUGAGAAGAUUGCAUUAAAAAAAAAAACCAUCUUCAUUCAGGCCCUUUAUAGAAAGCUGAGCUUAAAACAACAGAAGAGUGAGAGCCUCAUACAAAUGAUGAUGAUGGUCAAAAACAGAGUGAAUCAUGUCGUCUGUCAUCUAAAUGCAUGCAGUGGAUUUAUUUACACACAGCAAGUUGUGUGAUUUAAUCACCCAGUGAUUACUCAGUGGGUGUGGAGAGAUGAUUUCAGCAUCCACAUGAUUUUCUCUAAUUGUGUUUGCAUCAAGCAAAUGAUGAGACUGAAGAAGACUAAUAAUGACAUUCAUUUUAUUAAUAUAACACUUUUUUAAGCUUAAGCACAACAUGCUUUCCAGAUAAAACUAAAUAUCAUACCUGAAGUGAUGAUUCUUCUUCUUCUUAUUAUUAUUAUUCUUAUAAUAAUAGUAUUAUAGUUGCAUGAAGAAUGUGUGAUAUGCUGUGCACACCCCCUGCACUGAGAAUCAGGCUGACACACUCACUCUCAAGACUCUAAAGUCCAUGACGACUUGAGUCUGUGGUAUCUUAACAAUAUAUUCACCACUUCAUCUCACCAUUUUGACUAGAUAUUGAGGUUUGUGUCACGUUGUAAAGCGCUCGCUCUCCGUGCUCACGGACAGAUCAGGGUGCAUUCGUAUGUCACUUUGGACAUUGGGUCUAGUUAACAUGCCAGUGUGUCCUUGGGCAAGACAUUGAACCCCUCUUUGCUCCUGAUUGCUGUGCCGGCAGCGUGUCAACGAGUAUGAAAGAUGUGAGUGAAUGGCUGAAAAAGCAGCUUUGAGGGAUCAUCAAGACGAGAAAAGUGCUAAAUAAAUGGACCAUUGACUCGA